AUGUGUGGAGCUGCCUUCCAGCGAUCAGAUGUUCUCAGACGGCACGUCAACUCCUGUGUUGGUCGUGGGCAUAUCGGCAUCUCUUCUACACCAAAACGAGCCUACGACUGUUGCACGCGCUCCAAGCGGCGUUGCGACAUUGCUGUGCCCGCGUGUGGAAGCUGUGCGCGGCGGCGUCUUGCUUGCAGCUACAGUCAAGCCCGGGGCAACGGCGACGAUACCAACCCCGAGAAUGCAACUCUACAAGACAUUCAAGCAGUCAAGACUUUCGGAGCGACUGAAGCUCUGGCUUUCGAUCCACUGCCUUCCUACAACUGCCUGUGGUCCGACUUGUCUGCGCAGGAUCUCUCUGGCUACAUGAACGAAGAGCUGUUCGACUUCAACGCCUGUGACCUAGGCCUACCGCUCUAUAGAACUGACACUGGGACCGAGAGGCUUUCACUGCAUUUUCUGGAGAGCUUCACCCGAGACAACGGCUUCGUAGCUUCCUUCGACUGCGGCACGGAAGAGAUGAGACUGCUGGCUCGCAAGACGUUUGCGUCGGAUGCUGAAAAGCAGCGUCUCGAUUCUGGCCAUCCACUGGCCCGCCAAAGCAAGAAGAUCGUCGGUCUGAUUCAAGAGGUCACGACGCUCAAGCCUCGCAACAGCCCUGUCUCAUUUUCUUGGAGCCCGGACGUGGAACAAGAGUGCGCGAACUUCUUCUCUCCCUCUCGACUUCACCUGUACUUGGAGCUUUAUUGGUCACUUUGGCAUCCCAACGUCAAUUACAUGCAUAAGUCGUCCUUCGAGGCUGCCUCCGCCAAAUCAGCGCUUGUGGCUGCUAUGGCAAUCAUUGGCGCCUGCGUGUCUCCCGAUGGUUCAGAUAAGGAGCAGGUAAAACCAUGGUUCACUUGCGUUGAGGAGAUGGUUUUUCAAGAUGAUGACUUCUGCUACGAUGCGGAAGAUGACUGCAGUCCAUUGACGUUCCCUUCGGAUGCUCGCAUUCAGUCCAUCCAGGCCGCAUAUAUGGUUUGCUUGUUUCAUAACUGGGAAGGGGCCAAGGUUGUGCGAGAUAUAGGCAUCCCACACGCAAGACACCCUGUUUACGGUGAGCUACCGCCGGCCGGUUUUGUCUGGCACGACUUUGUAGCCCGCGAGCAGCUCAUUAGAACGUUCCUCUGGGUCUUUCUACUCGACACGGCCUUUGUUAUAUUCAACAACCUCCCUCCGAGAAUGGCGAUAAAGGAGAUGAAGAUGGGAUUUUGCAGUAGCGAGGCGGCCUUUCAAGCUACGAGUAGGAACGCUUGCUACAAGGCCAUCACGAGCAGCGGAGCCUUCGCAGCCAAUCUGAUCUCUUCGGUAGUCGAGUCGAUGUGCAAAGGCUCUGUUGGAGCCUACGAACAGACCUCGCUCGCAGAGAUCGGACCACUGAACCUCUUCGUCUUAACUCAAGCGCUCCACUCGAUGAUCUUUCAACACCAGCAAACUUUUGCCGCAGACGCACAUCUGGCGCCAAUCAAUAAUGCUCUGGAUAGUUGGAUUGCAAUAUGGCAGAUAUAUCAACAAGCUUAUUCUACCAGUCAACAGUACUGCCCGCUCGGCGAGGAGAUAAUGACGCCACACAAUAUGUGGAAGAGGAUCGGUUUCGUGAGAUACUGUUCAGAAUAUUGGCUAUUGGCGAAACUGAUUACUGAGCGGAUCUCUGCUGGCACCUGGAUGAUUGGCGUUGAUCAAGCUAACGUCAACGUUCCACAGCCCAGCGACCAGAAUACGGUCUUGCAGAAGUACGACGAGACGAGAAUGCAACAAGUCAACGACCUGAUCUGCCAGUUCCAGCAGGUGAUCAUUUGA
Messenger RNA from Saxophila tyrrhenica, 1830 nucleotides. RefSeq lists its product as uncharacterized. Gene Ontology annotation, biological process: DNA-templated transcription; regulation of transcription by RNA polymerase II. The transcript has 4 exons. The coding region runs from base 1 to 1830 and encodes 609 amino acids. The record is from RefSeq and is a predicted model, not a curated record. Lineage: Eukaryota; Fungi; Ascomycota; Dothideomycetes; Mycosphaerellales; Extremaceae. Gene Ontology annotation, molecular function: RNA polymerase II cis-regulatory region sequence-specific DNA binding; DNA-binding transcription factor activity, RNA polymerase II-specific; zinc ion binding. Gene Ontology annotation, cellular component: chromatin.